Messenger RNA from Tetranychus urticae (two-spotted spider mite), 1060 nucleotides. It is a transcript of the gene ringer, whose product is annotated as tubulin polymerization-promoting protein ringmaker. NCBI's taxonomy places the organism in Eukaryota, Metazoa, Arthropoda, Arachnida, Trombidiformes, Tetranychidae. The record is from RefSeq and is a predicted model, not a curated record. Gene Ontology annotation, biological process: microtubule bundle formation; positive regulation of protein polymerization; microtubule polymerization. Gene Ontology annotation, molecular function: tubulin binding. Gene Ontology annotation, cellular component: microtubule.
AGAGGAAGAUCGUUAAGCAGUCUCAAUGCACAAUCCAAUACAAGGUAAGUUAUCUCAAUUGAUGCAAUAUUCAGCUUCAACAUCCUUUACCUAAAAACCAGUGAAUGUUACUUUGAACGGAAAAGGGAUAAAUCUUUGGAAUCGUCAAAACUCAAUUCAAUCAACUUGAUUUAAUUUAAACUGUUCAAAAUUGGAUCUAUCAAACGGGCCAACAACGGAAAGCCAACAAAAAGCCAACAUUAACAACUUGAAUCAUGACUGACGCGGACUCUAGACCCAUUUCUGUAUCAUCAGAGGCACAAUUAAGUCCAUCUCCAAACCCACCAACAUCACCAACCAAUCUUGAUAAUAACAAUAAUGUAACAUCAACUUCACCUUCACCCGAUAAUCCAUUUGAAUCAAAUUUUCGUUCAUUUGCCAAAUUUGGCGAUUCCAAAAGUACCGGAGAGGCAAUUACACUGUCAAAUAGCGAUAAAUGGUUCAAACAAGCAAAGGUUAUUGAUGGCAAAAAAAUAACAACUGUUGACACUGGCAUUUAUUUCAAAAAGAUUGCCAAAACCAAAAAGGCGUUAAAUUUGAAGGAAUACGUAAAAUUUUUGGAAGAAAUCGCUAAAAAUAAGAAGAUCGAUGUCAGUGAAAUUAAACAAAAAUUAUCAUCUAGUGGACCACCAGCAACAACCAAGACAACAACUGCAGCUUGUUCUGCCGCUGUUGCGAGAUUAACUGACCACACAAAAUACACUGGAACUCAUAAGCAACGCUUUGACGAAACUGGUAAAGGUCGAGGUAAAAUUGGACGUGUAGAUCCACCUAAAGAUACUGGUUAUGUUCAAGGUUUCCAAGAGGCUGUAGUUGAGCAAAGUGCUCAUUAGAUUAUGUUCAUGGAUACCUGAAUCAAUCGUCACUUAUAAAUCUAAAGAAUCAUUGCAUUCCUAGUAACUUUUGUUUUUGUUUUGCCAAUUCUGUGUUGAUCAAUUUAUUCACAAUUUUACAUUACAAACUUGUUUGAUUGUAUUCUGUUUCUGAUUUUAAUAAAGUUAUGAUUGAUAUUCAUUAUAAA